Molecule: messenger RNA, 2566 nt
Organism: Ceratitis capitata (Mediterranean fruit fly)
Lineage: Eukaryota; Metazoa; Arthropoda; Insecta; Diptera; Tephritidae
Product: putative phosphatidate phosphatase
Exons: 7
Coding region: 561-1763 (400 amino acids)
Biological process (GO): signal transduction; phospholipid dephosphorylation; phospholipid metabolic process
Molecular function (GO): phosphatidate phosphatase activity
Source: RefSeq, a predicted model, not a curated record
UGUUUCAGUUGUUGAUGUAUAUUCGCUCGCUUCGUUCGUACAAUUUGCGUUGAAUUGUAUAUCGGUUAUAACAUUAUAGCUGAGACAUCCAUUCGUGCAUUUGAAGAGUGUUUUCCGCGAGCGCAACGGAAUACUUACUUAUGUAUUAAAAUAUAUAACCUAGAGUAAGAGCAUAGAUCUUACCUUGGUGACAUUUUGUUCUUCUGAUACUCAAAUAUUUAGUAAAUACUUGUGUAAAAGUGCAAACAUAUGUACAUAAUAAUAAUAAAAAAAAGACAUCGUAGUGAAUUAACAGAAUAUGGCAUGAAGUAAAGAGCAAAGUCAGUCGCGAUAAACAAUAAGCUCGCGUAUAUUAAUGUAUAAAAAGGGAAAAAAAAGAAAAAGCAUGUUCACUUGAGAGUAUAGAGAGCUCAACAUAUUUUAGUGCGCUUAAAUUUUACGAUUUGCGGGGAGUGAGCUUUUUUUGACUUAUUCUCCCGUCGCAGACUUUUCACGGCGAACGCGACUGUAGCUUUGGAUACCCGAGAGUGCUUUUAAAGUACAACACAACUGGCAGAAAAAUGAGUAACGAAUCAACUUCUUGUGAGGUAACAUUGCUUUGUCGACCGGAAAGACAAAACACUGCGGACGUGUCGUCGUCCCCGUUGUUGUUGGUAAAGUCGAGUGACGUGGAAAAACGUUAUCAAAAUCCAAAUCACAACUGCAACAAUAUUAACGACAGCAAUUGCAACUGCAACAACAGCAAUAAUAUCAACGCUACUGUUUCGACAGCAGCUACAGUGGCAAUCGCAAAUUUAAACAACAACAACGUUAAAGUGCGUCUAAGUGCUGGUUAUACGGGGGAACACGUUUCGGAAACAAUCAGAAUGGAUCACAACAAACGCGUCCUACUACGUGUGGCUUUGGAUGUGUUCAUUUUACUCUGCGUGGGAUUUCCGAUUUUAUUCCUUUAUUUAUGGGGCAAGUCUUAUCAUCGCGGAUUCUUUUGUGAUGAUGAGUCUCUCAAACAUCCUUUCAAAGAUUCAACAGUUCCAAAUUGGAUGUUAUAUGUUAUAGGACUAGUUAUACCCAUAGGUGUGAUCACCACGAGUGAAAUAGUGAGAGCGGAGCAUAGUAAACACUCAACAGAAGAUGUCAUUUCAACUCGCCGGUAUGUCUUCAUGGAUUACGAAAUACCCGUUUGGAUGGUGGAAAGCUACAAAAGUAUCGGUGCCUUUGGAUUUGGAGCGGCAGUUUGCCAAUUAAUCACAGAUAUUGCUAAAUAUUCAAUAGGGCGUUUGAGGCCGCAUUUUUUCGCUGUCUGUCAGCCAAUGAAAUCCGACAAGGCUAUAUGCGAUGACCCGAGCAACGUGGGAAAGUACAUUGAGGACUUCACUUGCAGAGGCCUUAACUCCACAGAGCGCAUGUUAAAGGAAGUGAGCCUCUCGUUCCCUAGUGGCCAUUCCAGCUUUACCUUCUACACUAUGGUCUAUACUGCGAUAUACUUGCAAUCCCGAAUGAACUGGCGCGGAUCAAAGUUGUUGAGGCAUUUUUUGCAGUUCUUAUUAAUCAUAAUUGCAUGGUAUACGGCAUUGAGUCGAGUCUCUGAUUACAAACACCAUUGGUCCGAUGUGUUCGCUGGUUCGACGAUAGGAGCGCUCACUGCUGUUAUUGUGGCAAAUUUUGUUUCCGAUUUAUUUAAACGAAAAUCACCCCAGCAGUACCUGUUGCCCCGUACUUCUCAAGACGCUCAACCCCAGACGAUAGCGAGUAAUGGGCAUUGAUUUUUAGUUCUCUAUUUAACAGUAUUCUGCCUCUUAUCCGCCUAGCGAUUUAAACAUUGUCAUUAAGAAAGUAUCUUAACUAUAUGUAUGUUUGUGUGUAUGCAUAUGAAAGUGAUGAAAGCGUCAAUUUAAUCUGCUAUUUUUAUGCACCUACUAUUUAUUGUAUUUUUAUCUAGUAUACAAUUCGAGAAAGAGAAAACAAAUAAUAAAGGAGAUCGUGUUAGUGAAAAUAAGAUAUAUUGACGUAUUAGAUAAGUACAAUACAAUCGAUUAGAGAAUUGGUAUAAAAACUAUACUAUUUUUACAAAUAUUAUGUUUAUUAAAUUGAUCACUUUUUUCCGAAGACUAAGCUACUGUAAUAAGUGUGCAUUAAAAGAAUUCGACCGUGGUUAUUCAAUAAUCACUAUCAUGUAUUAAGAAUUGAAAUCUUUAAUAUGCACAACCAAUAUUAGAUUUAUAUUUAAGAAAAUCCUUUGCAGCUUUAAACAAAUAGUUGUGAUUCAGAAUGGUUCAGUUUUUUUUUUCAAAAAUUAAAUAAAUUAAUUAGUCAAUGAGCAAAUAAAUUAUAGUAUUCAAGCGAUCAUCCUACGAAUGUAUCCAAGCAAAAUAUAUGUAUACAUAUAUGUUUGGCUAUGUAUGUAUAUAUGCUGCUUUAUAUUGCGAUCGCUACUGAAGUACAAGAUAAUCGUUGUAAAAUAUCGGUAUGUAGAAAUGAAAGAUAGAAACAGGAAUAUAAUAAAAAUAUUUUACAAUAUGAUCCUAAGAAAAUAAAUAAUAAUAUUAAGAUUAUCUAUAAAAAGUAA